AUUUAUCUUUACAUUGCUGUGAGUUAUUUUUUGAUUAAAAUUAUUAAUAAUUUUGACUAUUAAGCAAGAAAAUCAGUGAAAUCAUUGAAUCAAUGUAAAAUAUAAAGCCAUCACAUACAAAAUCAACAUCACAAACUUAGGAAAAUAUGAGAAAAUUAAUUUUAAAAAAUCAUUUGUGAAAGAUUCAAAGAUCAAGUUGCACAAAAGUGAACAAUUUCCUAUCAUCAGCUUCAUAAAGUGUCCAUUCAGCCAUGCACUUCUCAAUUCCAGAAACAGAGCAGUUUGUGCAGAAUGGAAGCAAUGCAUUUAUAGGCUAUAAUAUUUUCAUUAAUGGAAGCUUCCAUUGCUGUCUACGCUACAAGCAACUCCAUAGUCUUCAUGAACAAUUGAAGAAAUCAUUAGCGAAUCUCUCACUACCACAAUUUCCGCCCAAAAAGUUUCUAACUCUCACUCAAAGUGAAUUGGAACAACGUCGACUAGGUUUAGAAAGAUAUUUACAAUUAAUUGGACAAGAUCCGGUAAUAUCCAAAUCAAAUUUACUACGUACAUUCUUCCUUAGUGCACAACAAGAGUCUGCAUUUAUAGAGACAUAUGAAACCACAAUAGAUGUAUUUUUAAUGAAUGAAUAUCGUAUAUCCGUUAAUAUAUCAACCACAGAAUGCUCAUCUAAAGUGCUAGAAAAAGCCUUACGUGCCAUCGACUUAUCAGAAGAUUGUACGUACUAUUUUGCCUUAUUUUUAAUUCGUAAGGACUCAAAUGGCAGUGUAACAUUGCUAAGGAAACUACUUGAUUUUGAAUCACCAUUCAUAUCAUUACGUACAGCAAAUGACUGUGAGAUUGUUAUUAGACGUAAUUAUUGGGAUUCAUCAUAUGAUCUUGAUUUAAUGCGCGAUAGAAUUGCUUUGAAUCUCCUUUAUAUCCAAUCAAUUAGUGAUUUUGAACGUGGAUGGAUUAUCACAAAUAAUGACACAAAACAGAAACUGAAUUUAUUACAAGCAUCAGGAAAUAAGAGUGAAUAUAUGAGUAUUGUUAGAAAUUUACCAUCUUAUGGCUGUCUAAACUUUCCGAAUGUCAUUUGUGAUUUUCCUGAAACAAACACAAAUACGACAAUAAUCGUUGGUAAUCAAGAAUUGUCAAUUCGAAUACAAAUCGGACGACAAGUACAAGAAACAAAGUUUCGUGUGACGAGAAUGCGAUGCUGGCGAGUUACAACUAUACACAAUGAUAAGGAUUAUGAUAAGAAUUUAAAGGACAAGAAUCGAUAUUCAUUUGAGUUGUCAUUUGAAUAUCUCAUGUCCAAAAAUUGUCUCAGAUGGAUUAAAUUAGUUACUGAACAAGCAAUGCUUAUCUCUGUUUGUCUGCAGAGUAUGGUCGACGAGCUUCUAAACCAAAAGAAUGGAUAUGACAUUAACAAUAUUCAAAAUUCACACACUUCCGAUCUUCAAAUUGACUACAUUAGACGAGAUUUUGGCUCCGUAUCAAGCAGGAUGUCUGAUUCAGCAAGUGAUGGAUCGAUCAAUAGUUUGAGUGAACUGAAGCCAAUGACAAGAAGCAGUGAAGUUUCCAAAAUGAAAAUUAAGAAGAAAGUGUCUACGUCUGUGUUCUUUAAGAAUGGCAAAGAAUCUGUCCAAAAUGAAGCGUUUGAAAAUAUUGGUGAUGAUGAUCUUUAAACGAGAUUUAUGUUAAACUGGGAAAAAGCCUUAUGUCGAGAUUGUAAUGACAGUUGAUUGAUGUGAUCUUGAAAAGAAGUAAUUCAAGUUUUUAAUGAAAAUGACAUAAUUAAUCAGCAUUAAGACUUUCAUCAAAGAACUUUCAUUAUAAUCUUGCAACUUUCUACAAAAAUUGAUUUCCAUUUUAAGGACUUUUCUCUUAAAAACUAUUUUUUGACGUAAUUUGAUUGAAUUUAAACUUCUAAGUACCUAUGGAAUAUGACAAGAUUAUUUUUUUAUACUUAUUUAUCAAGCAUCAUACAUUUAAGGUAUUUGAGAGAUUUUUAAGACCAGGAAUAUCAAGUUGUCAAUUAAUGUUUAAGAUUCUGCCAUGAAAUAAAGAACCUAGAGAUUAUAUCAAGUCAACCUUCUCUGAAAAUCAUACGUAACGUCUUACAAUACCGUAAAGUAUUUCCAUUACUCAAUGGUUCCGAAAAAUCUCUUAAAUACUUUAAUUGAUAAUUUAAAUUAUGAAUUUCCAAUAAGUUAAAUUUAUUAUUCUGACAAUUUUAAUUUAUAUGCAUCGUAAUUUAUCUUGUAUUAUUAAAUCAUAAUAAUUUUUUGUAAUAAAAUAUAUACAGUAAUUGAGUAAAGCACUAUUAGUACUCG
Molecule: messenger RNA, 2318 nt
Organism: Chironomus riparius
Lineage: Eukaryota; Metazoa; Arthropoda; Insecta; Diptera; Chironomidae
Source: the annotation of a GenBank genome assembly